Molecule: messenger RNA, 1242 nt
Organism: Penicillium malachiteum
Lineage: Eukaryota; Fungi; Ascomycota; Eurotiomycetes; Eurotiales; Aspergillaceae
Product: 25S rRNA (uracil2634-N3)-methyltransferase
Exons: 2
Coding region: 1-1242 (413 amino acids)
Biological process (GO): rRNA base methylation
Cellular component (GO): cytoplasm
Molecular function (GO): rRNA (uridine-N3-)-methyltransferase activity
Source: RefSeq, a predicted model, not a curated record
AUGCCUCGCCCAGGCAAAAAGCAAAAAGGUCCCCCAGCUCGAGGCCAGCGACCUGGUCCUCAGAAAGGACAACAAGCACCCGUUGCAUCACAAUCCAAAUCCAAGGCUAAGGGAGGCAAUCCUGCGAAGUCUGGAGCUGGAGAGGAUGAGAAGAAGAAUACAGCUCCCUUGCAGGCUAAUCAGAGGCCUAUUGUGCCUUUCUUAAGAGGAGAUCGGAUCUUGUUAGUUGGUGAAGGUGACUUCUCAUUUGCCCGCUCUCUGGCAACACAGUACAAAUGUCGCAAGUUAUGCGCUACAAGUUACGAUUCACAAGAAACGCUCUUGGCCAAAUACCCACAAGCAGAGCAAAAUAUUCAAGACAUUUUGAACUCAAACAAACCAAGAUCCAAACCAAAUGAUUCAGACAAUCCAGCUGAGAAGGAUAAUGACAAAUCCACUCAUCCAUCUCAGGGUCCCAAAAUCCUUUAUUCGGUCGAUGCCAAGAAAUUAGGCAUUCCAGGUGGAGGAGGAGGAAAAGAAAUCAAAUUCGGAUAUCCGCGAAAAGAGGCCAAACGACCAGCUUGGAAGAUUCAGCAACAACAGCCGAAACCGACCAAGAUAGACCCGAGAGCAAAUGCAAAUGCUAAAGCGAAUGAAGAACUUGCUCGUGAACUGGAAGAGAAGAAACCCGUUUAUGGUCCUUGGGAUGUUAUCUGUUUUAAUUUCCCACAUGUUGGUGGUCUUUCAACGGAUGUCAACCGACAGGUUCGUUCGAAUCAGGAACUACUUGUUGCGUUCUUUAAGGCUUGUGUUCCUCUUCUUUCUGGUGCCCCCGAACCGGUGGAUUCGGAUGAUGAGUGGAGUGAGGAUGAGGAAGAGGAGAGUGAGGAUGAAGAUGAGGAGGAUGAGCAGGUUUCUGGGAAAACUACUAGAACUGGGCCUGGUCAGAUCCUUGUUUCUAUUUUUGAGGCUGAGCCGUAUACUCUUUGGAAUAUUAAGGAUCUGGCUCGUCAUGCUGGAUUACAGGUGGUCACUAGUUUCCGCUUUCCUUGGUCUUCUUAUGAGGGAUACUCACAUGCAAGAACGCUGGGCGAGGUUGAAGGGAAGAAUGGGGAGAGAGGUGGAUGGAGGGGAGAGGAUCGGGAGGCGAGAAUGUAUGUUUUUGAGGUUAGGGAGGAGCCUGCGAAGAAGGAGAAGGGGAAGGGGAAGAAGGAGAAGGGGACGAAGAAGAGAACAAGAGAGGAGUCUGAUGAUAGUGAUUAG